AUGGAUCCUCAGGAGUUGCAGCAGCAGCAGAUGAUCAAAAUGAUGCAAGGUGCAAUGGAAUCAUGUCCUGCGAAAACGGUCCUUGCUGGAACCAUGGGAUUCGGUCUUGGAGGUGUCUUUGGUCUCUUCAUGUCUUCGAUGCGCUACGAUACCCCCAUGUCCUCUGGACUCGGACCCCAAGCAAAAGACAUCCCGAUGCGCGAACAACUGAAGAUUGGGUUCAAAGAUAUGGGGAAAGCGUCUUGGUCAUCAGCAAAAAGCUUCGGAUAUAUCGGUGCCCUCUUCGCGGGUUCCGAGUGUGUGAUUGAGGGAUACAGAGGGAAGAAUGACUUGACAAAUGGUGUCGCGGCGGGUUGCUUUACCGGUGCUUUCCUGGCAAAGAACUCGGGUCCACAGGCUAUGGCGGUGGGCUGUGCGGGCUUUGCUGCUUUCUCGGCAGCCAUUGAUGCGUAUAUGCGCAUGGAGAGCAAUGAUGUCGCUGCGGAUCCGAUUAUAUGA
Molecule: messenger RNA, 498 nt
Organism: Ramularia collo-cygni
Lineage: Eukaryota; Fungi; Ascomycota; Dothideomycetes; Mycosphaerellales; Mycosphaerellaceae
Product: related to Mitochondrial import inner membrane translocase subunit (TIM22)
Exons: 2
Coding region: 1-498 (165 amino acids)
Biological process (GO): protein insertion into mitochondrial inner membrane
Cellular component (GO): TIM22 mitochondrial import inner membrane insertion complex
Molecular function (GO): transmembrane protein transporter activity
Source: RefSeq, a predicted model, not a curated record